AUAUAGAACGACUGGAUACGAUACGAUAGAAUACCUGUAGAUGGCAGCGUUGCAGUCCUCUGCUGGUCAUCAGAAACCCCUGACCACCGCUAACGAUAUCCUUGGAUUACCUAAUUUUGCUAUUGUACGAAUCCCUGAAGGUGGCGAUAUCAUCAAACUUUUCAGUUUACUGUUAAACAAUGGUUUCCCGGAAGUGUCAUUUGUAAAUGAAAUUCGUGAAAAUGCAUUUCUCCCAGUGCUUAAUACAACGACGACUCCUGUUUCUGAUCUUACACAUUUCUCAAACACUGUAGCUGUGCAGGAUUCAGUAAUAUCCUCAGAUGACAAUAACUCCCAGUUGCUUAUUACUGAUGAUCAUCAUAUCACUCAUCCGUCUCCGGCACCGUCUAGCUCUAAUUCCAUCCAUGGUUUGGCUACUUCAACUGCCAUACCGUCACCCAUACCGUUCGUUGCUCGACCACGUGGGUCACGGGCGAUUGCUAAUGAUGACCCAUCGUUGUAUGCUAUUUGUCAGCUGUGUCAAAACAAAAUAAUGUCCAGUCGUCUAUCAAAUUUGACCAAUCAUUCUGAAACAAAAGAAGUUGAAAUAUUUGUGGUAUUCGUCUUCAGUUUCCAUCCAAACUUUGUCACCGCCGACGAUCGUUCAUUUGCGGAUUCAGUAAUAUCCUCAGAUGACAAUAACUCCCAGUUGCUUAUUACUGAUGAUCAUCAUAUCACUCAUCCGUCUCCGGCACCGUCUAGCUCUAAUUCCAUCCAUGGUUUGGCUACUUCAACUGCCAUACCGUCACCCAUACCGUUCGUUGCUCGACCACGUGGGUCACGGGCGAUUGCUAAUGAUGACCCAUCGUUGUAUGCUAUUUGUCAGCUGUGUCAAAACAAAAUAAUGUCCAGUCGUCUAUCAAAUUUGACCAAUCAUGUCCGUCGACAUGCAUCGCUCAAACAGUUCCAGUGUGUUUAUUGCAUCUACACUCAUAAUGAAAUGGCUAAAGUACGUUUACAUAUGCAACAUAAUCAUAAGGAUCAUGUUAGUCAGCCAUUAGAUGCACUUACGCCGGAAAUGCAAAAUCAGUGGGAUUUACUCAUGGAUCAGUGUUUUCCGGGUUACUCCAAGUUUUCAACAUUCAAAGGUGGAGAAAAUGAUCGUUCGGCCGAUUUAAUGUUAACGGGUCUGAAUGAUUUAUCGUAUGCUUGUAUUGAGUGCGGUGAACGAGUUAGUGCUGAAGCACUUAUCGAACAUCUUGAUAAAGUACACAGAACAGAAUGCAUACCCUACUGCUGCGAGGAAUGUGGCUAUCAGAAUGCUGAUCAGUGGAAAGUACGCCUCCAUAUUACGUUGAAACAUUCGGAAAUUGCGGCCGAUGUAAACGUUGAAGUGUUGGAGCCCGGUAGCAACCUCGUCAUGUUCCUUCACAAAUAUUUCCCGGAUACACCAGCUGAUGAGGAAGAAAACAAAAUGUUAACGCAAUUUCAAAGUUUGGCGCCAAAAGAGGAACGAAAUAGUAUGUCGCCUAUAAAUUUCAACGGAUAUGUAACGUCCAUAGUAGAAGUCAAUAAUGAUACUGGAAAUCACGUUCGAUGUGAGCUCUGCCAAAAAAUGAUGCCAAACUACCGUUCACUUUCUUCACUAAUGAAUCAUGCUAAGCGACAUUAUCAUUUGAAACAGUAUCAGUGCUCGGAAUGCUCAUAUACUAGCAGUGAAGCGGCCCAUGUACGUACCCACAUGGCGCUUAAGCAUCCUCAUGUUGGUGCAAAACCUAUCGAUAACAAUUGUGAAAUGUUGCAAAAUGCUUGGAUCGAUGUGAUGCGUAAAUGUUUUCCCGGAUUAAUUUCAAAAAUUGACCAGUUCCGAUUCAAACACUCCAGGAGUGAAGAUGGUAACAAGGAGGAAAAUUCGGUUGAUGACGGAGAGAUCUUUACGCGUAGCAAGAGGAGUUCUUUUAAGAACCAUACUGCAACAUCUCCGCAACGCAAACUACAGAAACUACAAAACGGGAAAGUUAGUGGUGCCAUCGAGUCGUAAACUUCUCCGAACUUAUGGGCGAUAGUUGUUAGAUUACCGGUGAUAAAAUUUGCAUAAUGUUGAAUUACUGUGUAUAUUGUUUCCGUUUUGACAGUACUUGUUUGUUUUGUUUUGGGAGUAUCUUUUACACACAAUUGAAUUACAGAGCAAAAGCAAUACUGUACUACUUCACAGUUUACGUAAUGAGCAAUGAAUGUACAUUUAUGGCGCGAAAAGCUACUUAGAAAUUAGCUUUUUCAUCGUCCCUAAAGAUAACCGGUAGCAAACAAUCUACAACCAACAAAGUCAUGACGCACGCAUAUCAGAAUAUUAAUCCGUGCAUCAACAACAAUUAUGGAGAGUAAUUUUCAAUUCAUUUAUAACAGAUCAGUUUAAGAUCUAAUCCAGUGGGAGUUAUCUCCGAUCUGCUGGGAUAAAAAAACUGCUGCUUAUAAGGACUGAAUCAAAGAGAAAGUUCUCAAAUCUUGUUGUUGCUCUUUUCAGCUUGAAUUUUUC
Loa loa (African eye worm) is the source of this 2515-nucleotide messenger RNA. RefSeq lists its product as hypothetical. Bases 41 to 2020 code for a protein of 659 amino acids. Gene Ontology annotation, molecular function: DNA-binding transcription activator activity, RNA polymerase II-specific; RNA polymerase II cis-regulatory region sequence-specific DNA binding. Gene Ontology annotation, cellular component: nucleus. The transcript has 11 exons. Gene Ontology annotation, biological process: regulation of transcription by RNA polymerase II. Lineage: Eukaryota; Metazoa; Nematoda; Chromadorea; Rhabditida; Onchocercidae. The record is from RefSeq and is a predicted model, not a curated record.